Messenger RNA from Hymenoscyphus albidus, 1097 nucleotides. Lineage: Eukaryota; Fungi; Ascomycota; Leotiomycetes; Helotiales; Helotiaceae. The record is from the annotation of a GenBank genome assembly.
GGUGGAGGAGUUCGAGGUCUGUCAGAAUUGAUCAUUCUCGAAGCAGUUAUGGAGAAAAUCAAAGUCACCAAUGGUCUCAAAGAAGCACCAUUACCCUGUGAAUACUUUGACCUCAUUGGGGGAACCAGCACAGGAGGGUAAGUGAACACAUCCACCAUCUCGGCUAAUGUUUACACGAAGAUUUGCUCACCAGCAACUUCAGAGUCAUCGCGAUCAUGCUUGGAAGACUUCGUAUGACCGUUAAUGAUUGUAUCCACGCUUAUAAGUCACUCGCAGCUUUGGCAUUUACUCCCAAAGCGAGAUGGAACCUUCCAGGAUCACCAGAUGGCCAAUUCUCAACAAUGUAUCUGGAGAAGGCUUUGAAGCUAGCGAUCUCACAGCAAUGUCAGAAGAAAGGCUGCGAGUAUACCAGUUGCGAGCAUUCAGAGCAUCUAUUUCGUGACAUGGAAGGCUGCAAGACUGUCGUGCUAGCUGCAAAAAAAGACGACAUUUCUGGUCCUCCCACACUCUUCAAAACAUACUCAACUGAUCCACAAAUGGCGGAAUGUAAGAUCUGGGAAGUUGCUAGAGCCACAUCUGCUGCAACCACCUACUUUAGAAGUAUCGCGUGCGGAAGAGACCAGAUUGAAUUCGUCGACGCUGCGAUUGCUGGAUACAAUAAUCCCUGUCGAAUCUUACUCGACGAGGCCCACAACACGUUCCCAAAAUGCAGACCAUCCGAGUUCACAAUACUCAGUAUUGGAUCCGGGGCCAAAAAGAGCAUUGCCAUUAAAGAUUCGCGUACCUCGAUCUUGUUAGCACUGAAAGAUAUGGCUAGUGACUCGGACAGGGUUGCUAUUGAGAUGUACACAGACUUAAACAGAGAAAAGUACCACCGCUUCACUUGUGCGAAUGGUCUUGGGGAUAUCAAGCUUUCCAAGUGGAUGAAAAACCACACGAUCGCUUCCUUAACUCACGAUUACCUGGACAACCCGGACCAAAAGCGACGCAUCGAAGCCUGUGCCAAAGCCCUCAUAGCGGAUAAAGUGACUGGACGUCAAGCUGUAACUAGUCGCUGGAGACGAGGUUUGAUCAAGCUUAGUGAGAAGAUUCGCUAG